ACGCAGCUAACGAAGCCUGCGCACUGCCUGAUAAUCAAAUUACUGCCAGUCGAAUGCAUAAAGUGAAGGAUAACAGGAGACUCUAUUGAAUGCCCGGCCACAGUUCGCUACGUGACGCGAGAGCUGCAACAUCAUGGACAUGGACAUGGGCAAGAAUAAGGACAUAAACACGGAGCAGGCACGCAGUAGGCUAAAGCAAAUACUGCAAGUUCAUAAACCAAAUUAUCUGAGUGAAACAAUGCAAGGAUUUCUGAAAAAGGCCAAGCUAGAACGUGGUCAGGCAUAUCAAUGCAUACGAAAAUUGGUCACAUGGACUGGCCUUUUCAUUAUACUGAUAUAUGCCAUCAAAUACUACCAUGAAGAGCUGCAGGGACAGAGUUGUGCCCUCACAUUGCCUCGGUCCUUGCGCUAUGCACUUCGCCCACCCGAGAACUGUGAGUUUUGUGCCAAAAUUAGGAAUGUGCCACGCCUUAGUCGAAUUAGUCAGCUAGAAUUCGAGACAAAAUAUGCAUAUACCGGAGCACCUGUUAUUGUCAGCGAUGCAACUCAAAAUUGGACAGCAAUUUCGCUAUUCAACUAUUGGUACUUUCGGGACGUCUAUGCGAAGGCGAAGCGCAAGCAACGCAUACGUGACUGCCAGUUUUUGCCAUAUAAGACUGGCUUUCGCGAUAUCUACGAGGCCUUGGAUAUGCCAGAGGAGCGAGUGGACCUGAAGGAGGGCGAACUGCCAUGGUACUUUGGCUGGAGCAAUUGCCACGCCGAGACAGCAGAAGAGUUUCGACGGCAUUACGGCAGACCCUAUUUCCUGCCCGAAAGUUCGGAGAAUAAUGCAGUUGAUUGGUUUUUCAUAGGAACCAGUGGAUUGGGUGCCCAAAUGCAUAUCGAUAAUGUGAGACUGCCCUCUUGGCAGGCCCAGUUGGGGGGCAGUAAACGUUGGCUUCUAAUGCCACCACCUGAAUGUUAUUUUCAAUGCCAAAGUUUCGAUAUAACCGUGCAACAGGGUGACAUAAUUGUCUUGGACACAAAUAAAUGGUAUCAUCAGACAUUUGUCCUUCCCGGAGCUGUCAGCCUGACCAUCGGUGCGGAGUAUGACUAAGUUUAACCGGCUUUAAGCGGUUUUUCCCUGCCAACAGGAAGCAUCUUUGUUUCUCCCUCUCUGUGUGUGUCUCUGCUUUGGCUUUAUGUCUCGUUUAUCGAAAAGAAACUGUAACAGCA
Drosophila willistoni is the source of this 1215-nucleotide messenger RNA. RefSeq lists its product as uncharacterized. The transcript has 5 exons. The coding region runs from base 134 to 1096 and encodes 320 amino acids. NCBI's taxonomy places the organism in Eukaryota, Metazoa, Arthropoda, Insecta, Diptera, Drosophilidae. The record is from RefSeq and is a predicted model, not a curated record.